CCAUCCAGUUCUCUUUAGUGUUUGCCAAUGUCGGAGGUGUAACUGGGGUCUGGCCCUGGACAAAGGAAUAGAGCAUGGCUCAAGUGAAAGUACAGACCUCAGCACCCCUGGCUGGUCCUGGCCUCUCCCCCGGAGUUUCCCCGACGGCCAUGGCCAGCCCAGGAUCCUUGGGUCUGCAGCCCUCCGUCAACGGCACAGGCCCGGCCCCCACACCCGCCUGCCCUGCUCCUGCAGUCGGAUAUGGGGACGCCCCUGUGUCUUCUACAUCGCCAGGCCCGCCCCAGGAGAACAUGGCAAACCCUAAAGAGAAAACUCCAAUGUGUUUGGUGAAUGAGUUAGCCCGUUUCAAUAGGAUCCAACCACAGUACAAGCUCCUCAAUGAGAGAGGCCCUGCACAUGCUAAGAUCUUCACAGUGCAGCUGACUCUUGGGGAGCAGGUGUGGGAGGCCGAGGGCACCAGCAUUAAAAAGGCCCAGCACUCCACAGCCGCCAAAGCGCUGGACGAGAGUAUCCUUCCCAGGCCAGCGCCCCGCUCCCCUAAAGUGGACAUCAACAGCAACCCAGGCAGUAUAACACCCACGGUGGAGCUGAAUGGUCUGGCCAUGAAGAGAGGGGAGCCAGCUAUCUACAGGCCCUUGGACCCUAAACCCAUGCCCAACUACAGAGCUAACUACAACUUCAGAGGGAUGUUCAACCAAAGGUACCAUUAUCCUGUUCCUAAGAUCUUCUAUGUGCAGCUGUCUGUGGGGAGUCAUGAGUUUAUUGGUGAGGGACGCACCCGCCAAGCAGCCAGACACAAUGCUGCCAUGAAGGCCUUGCAAGACCUGCGCGAUGAACCCAUCCCCGAACGGCCACCGCAGAGCCCGGAGGAAAAAGGAGAGCCUGAGGACGGCCCUGAUGCCAGCAAAUCAGAGAUCAGCCUGGUCUACGAAAUUGCCCUGAAGAGGAACUUGUCUGUCAACUUUGAGGUGUUGAAGGAGAGCGGCCCCCCGCACAUGAAAAGCUUCCUGACCUGCGUCAGCGUGGGGGAGUUCUCUGCAGAGGGCGAGGGCAACAGCAAGAAGCUGUCCAAGAAGCGUGCUGCUCUGUCCAUCCUGCAGGACCUGAAGAAGCUGCCCUUCAUCCCCAUCGUGGAGAAACCCAAGACGCACUACAAGAAACGCACCAAGACCAUCCUCAAGACAGGACCAGACUAUGGCCAGGGCAUGAACCCGAUCAGCCGUUUGGCCCAGAUCCAGCAGGCCAAGAAGGAGAAGGAGCCAGAGUACCUGCUGCUCUCUGAAAGGGGGAUGCCCCGACGCCGGGAGUUCAUCAUGCAGGUGAAGGUGAAUAGCGAGGUUGCCACGGGAACAGGACCCAACAAGAAGGUGGCCAAGCGGAACGCAGCAGAGGAGAUGCUCCUGCAGCUGGGAUACAAGGCCUCCACAGUCCCCCAGAACACCCCCGAGAUGGACAACAAAGGCUGGAAUGGACAAAAGGCGCCAUUUACCGAAGCGACGAGUAACACCCCGAAGGGUCUGCUCCACCUCAGCCCUGACGUUUACCAGGAGAUGGAGGCCAGCAGGAAGCAAGGGGGCAGUGCUCCGUGCCCUGGCAGCAACGGUGGCGGCUCUGUCAACUACAUGACAUCCAAAGACAUGGGGCCCUGCUCUGCCCCGCUGCCCCCAGGACACCCUCCAUACUACAGCGUUUCAGGCUCCUCACCCAGCCCAACUGCUACCAUGGCAAGGGAGCUGCUGCUUAAUGGUCAGUCACCCACAGGCGACGCCUCCCUGUCAAUGAAGGGGAAGAACUCGGCCCUGCCCUGCGGCGUCUCGGUGCAGCCUGCGCAGCAGCUGGACUACCUGGCUCACAUCCAGGGCUUCCAGGUGCAGUACAGUGAUGCGCAGAGUGGCAAGGAUUUUGUGACCUAUCUGACCCUCUCCCCUGUGCAAAUGACUUUCCACGGCACCGGGAGCACCCUCCAAGCCAGCCAUGACCAGGCUGCUCUAAGUGCCUUGAAACAGCUGUCGGAGCAGGGACUGGACCCGGUGGAUGGCCCCAUCAAGACCAGUGAACCAUGUGGGAGGGAGGAUGGACAUUAAACAGACUAACUCAGGCACCACCACUCAGGUCUGCAAGGAUUCAAAGGCUGUCGUCAAGGAGCUGACAACCCAAACCUCUCCUUCGGCAUACACCAACCUGACAAACCCCACCCACCCUACACCCCAAAGUCCCAUGACCUACAACCCACAGUGUCCCCACUACCCACAAUUCCCCCACCCUCUCUACCCACCCCCACCCCACGAUUGCCACUGUAUCCUGCAAAACCUGUCAACAUGCAAUAGGGUGGAUGUGCACCGAGAAAUGACCGACUAAAACACCAUUACCUGAGUCUAUGUGAAGACAACGCUAUGUUAACACGUUUAUUGAUGAUUUCAGUCAAAAUUUAGAGGAGAAAAAAUAUAAGAAAUGAAACACAAACUAAUGAGAUAAAUGCAUGGUACUGUAUGAAAUUAAGGGAAAUCCAAAGUGAUACACUGCAUAGACAAUUUUCCCUUUGGAUAAAUGUCUUUUGGUAUGGUUAAAAACAAAUAUGUACAUCAUGCCAUUGAAACACAAAAGAAACAUUUUAGGGGAGAAACCAACUUGCGUACAGUAGCUUAUUUUUUCGGGGGUAUUAUGUUUCUGUUUUUUUUUUUUUUUUACUAAUCUAACAAUGCUUGAGUACUGUAUUUAAAAUUAACCAAUGCCAGUGCUGUGAAAGUUGUAGUUGUUGUCUUCAUAUAUAGUCACCCAGCUUACCUUGUAUGCUGACAUUUAAAAAAAAGAGUUCAUCUAUCUAUAUGGAUGUGUAUGACUUGCAAGAGUAUCAUAUUCCGAAAAAUAACACAGACAAGUUUUUUUUCAUGUGGACAAAAAGGACAAAACUUAUGUUAGCAGUAAUCAGUACAAGUGUCGACCACCCAGGAGGGAAGGUUGGACUAACCUUUACUUCCUGAAGGGUCUAACUUUCCCGUUUAACAUGACCCCACACUGGCAUAGCAUCACUGGAGCAUCAACUGACCAACAGCAGAGGCAAAGGGGCCACUGCAGUAUCACUUUUUAUCUAGAAAUAGAGGCCAGUGGUUAGUCUUUUUGCAGAUAUUCUCUGCUACCAGUAAACGUCCAAACUCCAGAGAGUUUUUAGGGGCGUGACUGAAUGUCCUCCAGUGAAUGAAAAGUCCUCUCCAUUCCAGUGAUUUUGUGUCAGUGGAUUGUCCCCCUCUACCCCCCACAGUUUUGUCGAUCACAUCUACACCCAUUGUGUGUGUUGUAUUGACCCGCCAAGGCAUCAACUGGAUGCUUUUAAUGCCUGCAUUCUGUCUGGAGUGCGUCUUUUGAGCGGAGAGAGUCUGUGUCCAAUUCAGACUCCCUUCCCUAAAGCCCACUUUGUUCACUGACAUUGAGGACGUGUCUUCUUCUUCGCUGUGAGUACAAUGUGUAAUAAGGCUGUUUCUGUUACUGAAAUGCAGUAAAAACACCUCAGUUCAUGUGGAAAAAAGCUUCUUUGUGUCUCAUUUUCUCUUAACGCAUAUAAACACAUCUCGCUCCAACUGUAAUUAGCACUGUUUCUGAAAUAAAUCUACUUUUACA
Cyclopterus lumpus (lumpfish) is the source of this 3615-nucleotide messenger RNA. RefSeq names its product staufen double-stranded RNA binding protein 2 (gene stau2). The record is from RefSeq and is a predicted model, not a curated record. The transcript is spliced from 15 exons. The coding region runs from base 75 to 2084 and encodes 669 amino acids. Lineage: Eukaryota; Metazoa; Chordata; Actinopteri; Perciformes; Cyclopteridae.